GUCAGUGAUUUGCUGGGCGAAGCAGCCCCCAAGCAGCGGGCCACACUCACUGUGUCCUGCCGAUCGGAGGUGGGUUGGAGCUCCCUGGGUCAGCAGCAGCACUUACGGGAGUUCCUUGAGUACAGACUGAACCCCGAGCCUGUGCUCCCCAAGAUGGAGGGAGUCACAGAGUUCACGGAGUACAUCUCCGAGACGGUGGAUGUGCCUUCUCCCUUUGACCUCCUGGAGCCGCCCACAUCUGGAGGCUUCCUGAAACUGUCCAGGCCUUGUUGUUACAUCUUCCCUGGGGGGAGGGGCGACUCGGCACUGUUCGCGGUCAACGGCUUCAACAUCCUAGUGGAUGGAGGCUCUGAACGGAAAUCAUGCUUCUGGAAGCUGGUCAGACACUUGGACCGCAUCGACUCAAUUCUACUCACUCACAUUGGUGCAGACAAUCUGCCAGGCAUCAACGGGCUCCUUCAGAGGAAAAUAGCAGAGCAGGAAGAGGAGCAGUCACAAGGCUCAACCACCUACAGUGAUUGGAUGAAGAACCUGAUCUCUCCAGAGCUUGGUGUGAUCUUCUUCAAUGUACCCGAAAAGCUACGUAUGCCAGAAUCAAACRUAAAGGUCAAGCGCAGCAUCGAGGAGGCCUCCCUCACGUUGCAGUACCUCAACAAACUGGGAAUCAAGCCGGAGCCUCUCUGUAGACUGGUCAGUAACCCUAUUGAGCCUUUCACUCUUUUUCAUAAGAUGGGGGUGGGCAAGUUAGACAUGUAUGUUCUGAACCCCGUCAAGGACAGUAAGGAGAUGCAGUUUCUCAUGCAGAAGUGGGCUGGUAACAGCAAGGCCAAAACAGGCAUUGUGCUCCCCAAUGGAAAAGAGGGAGAAAUAUCCGUACCUUACCUGACGUCAGUUACAGCAUUAGUCGUGUGGCUUCCUGCCAAUCCUGCCGAAAAGAUUGUCAGAGUGCUGUUCCCUGGAAACGCACCACAAAACAAAGUCCUGGAGGGACUAGAGAAAUUAAAGCACCUUGACUUCUUGCGAUACCCAGUAGCCACACAAAAAGACAUAGCCUCAGGGGCUCCUCCCUCUGUUGUAAAACAGACAAAGUUAAAGCAAAGGACAGACAGCAAAGAAAGUCUGAAAUCAUCUCCCAAGACUACAAAACCCCUUAAGAAAGAAGCAGAUGAUGAGGUAUCGGCAGUCACAGAGGCAACGAGUGACUCUGUAAAGGAGAACAAGAUAGAGAAAAAGGAGAAGAAACUUAAAGAYAAUGAAAAACCCACAAAAAUAAUAAAAUCCAAGACUGAUGCACCAGAAAAGAAGAAACUAUUGAAGGAGAAAUCCUUGAAAAAACAUUCAAAGGAAAGGGCAUCCAAGAUGGAUGAGAAAAAAGACAAGGAAAAGAAAGAGAUCAAGAAAGUCAAGAAAGUUGACACAGCUAAAAAAGAAGAGAAAAAAGACCCCAAAGWUGACAAGAAAAAAGAUACGUCGAAGUCAGAGUUGAGAAAGAUAACAAAACCUGACUUAAAACCCCUCACACCAGAGGUCAGAAGGACCCUGCACAGGGCAAAAGUGUCAAGUAAACCCAAAACCGACAAAAGCAAAGGCAAAGCGGCCAAGGCAGAYCCGGCUGAACCCAAACCUGAGGAACCAGCAGCAGAGAGCAUUCAACCUGAGCCACUACAGAAUGGGGGUAUUGAGGGCAUAUCUGCUUCCUCCACUCCAGAGGAUCUUACUAAGGACUUUGAGGAGUUAAAACAAGAUGAGGUAUCAUCAGAGCCACCAGAGAGUGCAGUGGAGACACCAGCAGAGGAAAGCAUGGCCGAAUCCCCUACCCAGGAGGAGGAGAAAGAACAGGAAACUGUCUCUAAAACUCCACCAGGCACAAAGUCUCCUGAGAAGGGAGUAGCCACAGCAAUGGAAGUUGAAUCUGAAUCUCAAACCGUAAGUGAAUCUCAAAGCAAAGAGGACAAAUUAACACAAGAGCAUAAAGAAGAAUUACAGGCAGAGGAAGUGGAACUAUAUGAGGAUGAGGGAGCUGCAGUUGAAGAUGAUGAGGAGGAAGAAAAAGAAGGCCCYAUUGCAGAGAGGAAAACAAUUCAGGAAGAGGAAGAUAUGGGGAUAGGGGAGGAAGAAGAUGAUGCAAAAGAUGAUGUGAAGGAUAAUGAACUAGACAGGAAACAUGAGGUGGAGAAAAUGGAGAAAGUUGAAAAGCCCACAGAUAUGGCAGUAACAAAAGAGGAAAGCAGAAGGCCUUCAUCCCAGGAGGAGGAACAGGAAGAAGAUGGACAUGUUGUUGAAAAGGCUGAGCUGGAAGAGGUAGAAGUUUUAGACAUGAUAGCAGAUGAAGAGGUCAAAAUCAAACCUGAAGCGGGAGAGAAAGAAACAUUGGCCAAGAAUGGGGAAAGCAAAGCAGUUAAACAUACUCCUGGAGCUAAAGAGGAGGAUGAGGAAGAUGAAGAGGGCUACGUGUCAAAUGUGGGAGGCGCUACAGUCGACAUAGUGUCAACACUGCAAGGAACUGCUGCAGCCGAGCCCAUCUCCUUCAUUCAAGACGAAACCAUUCCCGGCAACUCCGAAACUGAACAGACCAUCUCUGAUGAGGAAGUUCACGAAGAGGCUGARGACAGGAUACUAAACCUCCAAUACGAAGUGGGUGCAUAUGACAUCUCUGUCCCAGAUCAGACAGGCUCCUUUGACACCAUCCAMGGGAUGAAGGAGAUGCAAGCAUCAGCUAUGGCUGAUGUAACAGCCAAAGGUUUCAUUUGUGGACAGGAGCAAGUAUCGGUAUUCACUAACAUCAUUGCUGCUCCCUUGGCUGAGGAGGAACAUGUUUCCUCAGCCACAUCCAUCACAGAGUAUGAUAAAUUGUCCUCCUUCCCCACCUCUAUUGCAGAGGACCAAUCAGUGGCCUCUGUCGCUACACCUCAGACUGAGGAAACAGGCAAAAGCUCUCUGCUUCUUGACACUGUUAAUAGUGUUCCCCUGGCAAUUCCAACGGAGGCCACACAUGGGAAAGAACAUUUACACUCUGCUGGGACCAUCUCACCAACAUCCUCCUUAGAGGAAGACAAGUACAUGAAGUCAGUUCCAUCCGAAGAGGGCCUGUCAGUUAUCUCUGAUUUGAAGACAGAGGCUAAGGUCAUCAAGACUCAUGAUGAAGAGGAGGAAGAAGAUCAGGACCAAACUCCGACCAUUGAGAUUUCACUUGGGGAGAGCUAUGCCUCCCCUCAAAUGCUCCAGGAUAGAGAUAGGGAUUUGGAACAGCUCCCUGCUUCUGAGGCUCCUGUCUCCAAACUUGUUCAGGAUUUGAAGCAGGAUCACCUACCAGUUGAGGAGGUACAACUCUUUAAGUCCAAAGAAGACAUCUUAACAGUGGUGCCUUCAAAACCCCUUUCACCCCCACCCUCUUUCUCAAAGCCUUUUAGGUCAGACUCAAUUACUUCGGAAGGUGAAGAGCGAUGCUGCAGUCCAGACGAUAGCACUGUGAAAAUGGCCUCUCCCACACAAUCCCCCCCCCCCAGUGCAACCAGCRCUCCAACUCACUCUCCUCUUCAUCAGUCGCCUGUGGAGGAAAAGACCAAGGGCUUCCCAGGACUGGAGCAUCAAACACAGGAGGACCUUCAUGAUUCAGCCACCAAAACAGAAGAUACGGAUGCAAAGAAAGAUCAAGCGGAAAAGGAAGAUAAAGUGGAUAAGAAUAAAGAAUUGGAUGCUGACAUCAAGAAAGUUGAGUCAGACACACUACCAUCUGUGGAGAAAUCGUUUCAAAAAGACUUGCCCAUUACYAAAGCGGAAGAAAAAUAUGGUCUCUCCCCUUCCAAAGAUGAGAUGCAACAGGAACAGGAGACAACUCCUCUUACCUCUGAGUCAGUCACAGGCAAAGACGAAGCUUCCAUAUCAGGAAAGGAAUCUCUGGCAGUAGACAUUUCUAGUGGUAAGGCUAUACUCAAACACAGUGAUGAGGAAGAUGAUGACCAUCAACAGAAAGAAUCCAAAGUGUGCAGUAAGGCUAAAUUCCCAAAGGGGAAGGAGAGUAGUUUCUUAGAUUAUGACGAUGGUGAGGAUGAUGAUGACGAUAAUGAAGAUAGUUCUGAUGUAAAACCCAUCAAACAGGACAUGAAGGAGAAAGAUACAGAAAAAAAUGACACACAUGAGGCUAAAACUAUCAAGGAAGAGAAAGAGGAGAAAGAAAAACAAGACGUGUUUGAAGCUGAAACCAUCAAGGAAGAAAAGAAAGAAACAGGGAUAAAGUUGGUACAACUGAAGCUACUACUGAAGCUGAGCCCAUCAAGGAAGAUAAAGAUGAGAAAGGAAGAGAAGAAGGAAAAGGAGAAAGAGAAAGACGAUACUUGUGGGGCUGAGCCCAUCAAAGAGGAGAAUGAGAAGGAAAAAUAUGAUACUUCUGAGUCUGAACCUACGAAAGAAGAAAAACAGAAAGAAAUAGAGAGUAUAGUCACUUCUAAAGACGAGCUAAGCUCUUGUAUCUCUACCUCUAAAGUGGAGRCAGCCUCAGACUCCACCACUACAGAAAAAAUAGAGCAAGAGAAAGAUAACUUUGUGGCUGAACCCAUGAAAGAUGAGAAGAAAGAGAAGGAUGAUAUAAGAUAUAAGACUGAUGCCAUCAAGGAGGAAAAGAUGGAGAGAGAACAUCCUCUUAAGUCUGAACCAAUGAAAGAAGAGGAAAGAGAAAAAGAGACAGAUACUUUUGACAGUGAACCGACUAAAGGAGAGCACAGAGAGAAAGAAAAGGAUGAUACAUGUAUGGUGGAAUCCACCACGGGGGGCAAGAAAGAAAAAGAAAACAAGACAUUUUUUGAGAUUGAAGUGAGUCAGGAAGAGAGGAUAGAGAAAGAUGAUACUUAUGUGGCUGAAUUCAGUAAAGAACAGAAGAUGGAAAAGGAGCAAGAAAAAGAAGAUAGUGAUUUCGAAGACAUCAACGAUGAGAAAAGAGAGAAAGAUAGAGAUGAAAGUUAUGAAGCUGAACCCAUAAAAGGAGACGAAAGAGCAAAAGAAAGUGAAACAGCUGACACAGUCAAAUAUGAAAUGAGCGUGAAAGAGACAGGAAACGAUGAUUCUCGUGAGAUUGAACCUACUAAAGAGGAGAAAUGGGAGAAGGAGAAAAAGGAGGUGCAAGAGAAAGAUCUAAAAGAGGCUUUACAACACAGCGUACAGACAACAAUGGUAGAAAAAGUAGAGGUGACUUCUGCGACAAAGCUUGAAUCUACAUUUCAGGUUCAGUACUCAGACGGAGAUGAGGAAGAUGAGGAGGAAGAUGAAGAGGAAUCCAUUUGCAUGGGUGGUGCAGGCUCAAGACCUUUAUCAGUGGAACCUAGACAAUCAGAACACGAGAUCAUCUCUCAAGACCUGCUCUCAACUCAGUCAUCAGAGAAUGUGCUUAGUGACCAGACGAAGGACAGCCACUCUGAACAGACCACUGGGCUUGUGUCUACAUUACCAAAAUGGGAGACCUCUCCUGAUAAAGACCUCAAAGAGCAGCAUAAAGAGCGACAACAUAGACUCUCCCCUGAACUAGAAAUGGACAUCAAGACAAUUGAGACCACAUCAGCACCCCAUCCCAGUCAAGAGUCCACCAUUGGUUUCCKUACCUUGAAAGAGGAGCCAGUCUCUGCUAUGCCUACCACCAAAGUAGAGCCAGCCUCUGACUCCACCACUACAGACAAACAGUCUAUAGGUUCAACACUAUUAAGCACUGACAGCAAGGCCAGUGUGACGGUAUCCACCCAGCAUGAAACACUGCUGCUAUCUAUGACAACAAGCAAAGAAGCAUCUAAUACGGAUGAAAAGACAAAGCAUGUUUCUCCAAAAGAAGAUGAGAAACCAGGCAAGGAAGCUGAGAUGGAAAUUGAAAAAGAGCGGGAAGUUGCUUCCCCAGAGCAUACACAACCUUGUUCAUAUUUUGUCUUGGAUAAAGAUUCUGAGAAGGUUCCCGAGAAAGUGAGCCACAUCGAUGCUACAAAAGCAGACAGUGCCUCUGAAAAAUUGAAAGGCUUUGACAAAGUAACAACAGAGAAGGAGACUGUCAGUGUGAGCUUGCAAGAGGAUCAGGGCUUUGAUGUGUCUAAGUAUGAACCCUAUGAAAAGCCCAUUUCAAAAGAAAAGGAAUCCGACUAUAAAGAAGACCGUGAYGUAUCUAGAGAGUUUGAUCGCUCAACACAAAUUGGCAUUGAUGAUAAUAGGAACGUUAGCCAGGCAGACGCUGGUGCAGCUGCAUUCUACUCAGAGGACGAGGAAAAAGAGGAACCGCUGUCAUUCACCAGAGUUGAUUACACCCCUCCACCUUUCCCCAAGAGCGAGAMAAGUCUCCAUUGCAGCUCAAGUGCCUUCACUGAACACAAUGACAAAGAGAAAGGUCAAGAGGAAGUGAGUGAUAGGAAGGAGGYGCAAUCUACACCACACGUGGAAAACAGCUUUAUGUAUACAGAGACUCAAGACAACAGAACCACCCCAGCAGCAGAGCCAUGCUCAUUUGCUUUCAGUCUCAAAYAAGAUAAACCUGAAAAAGUUGAGAAGGAUGAAUUGAAGGACAAGACUGGAGCAUCUCCCAGUGUAGAGGAGUAUUUACCAGUCCAGUCAGGCAGAAAGGAAACAGCCUCUUCCUCAUGGAGUCAAUCCAACACCGAUGCCCAAGCCUCAGCUACAGCCAUGCCUUUUGAAGACGUCCCUGAGAAGCAGACCACAGAGAAAGAGAAAAAUAAGGAAAAAGAUGAGCCAGUGAAAGACUAUAUGGAUUCAUCUGAUAGUGAMAGAGGAGACUCUCCCUGUGGUCGCUACUCACCAACGGAAAAAGACAUGUUACCUCAUCAAGCUUUACCUAAGGAAAAGGACAAUCAGGCCACUGCUGCCCCCUUGGCCGCAUAUUCAGGACAGCUCCUAGAUGAUAAUGUUCUUGCAUCUGAGUGCACUCAAAUUGGUAAAUCUACAAUGGGCUAUUCUGAGAGAGAAGGCACUCCGGACAGUGUAGAUAAGAGGCUACUGGUGGUGGGAGAGGAUUAUGAUGAUGAGGAAGAUGAUGCAGAAGWAGAAGCCAGUGAUCUAGAUGUGGAGAAGGGKGCGAGAGAGCAGGGAGAGUCUGAAAAAGAAAUCUGUAAAUCUAUAUUGGAUGAUACCACUACUUCUAAACGUCCUGUGACAAAGGAAGAGGACAAGAAGACCCCCUCACCCGAACCUGAACCCAGCCUCCUCAAAAAGGAGGAACCUUCCCAUUCAAUGACCACAAGCAGCCCUCCACCAGCAGAUACUGCAGAUUCCCUUUUGAAGAAUGUAGUUGGGGCCUUGUCACUCCAGUCUGGCAGUUCCACUGCAAUAGAACAAACAGGAUCUGGAGGGUAUCCUUCUGAAUCCUCAGAGUAUUCCGAGGACAGCCAACUGGGGUUAAAGGAGGAGAGGUUUGACAGUCCUGACCCCUCUUUGCCCACCAAGUCCAGUGAAGAUAAACAUUACAGUCAGGGAGACAUUGAAGCUGACAGGCAGAGAACCCCAGAUACCACUAGUAGAAAACCUGAGAAAGAUCCUUCGUGUUACCUCUCAUCUUCCUCAGCUUUUCUACCAACCAGCCACCAGUUGGGAGAGGAGUUAGAGACCCCUGUCAGAAUGUCUAGUGGCCCCUACAGGACAGAUUCUGAGGGUGCUUCCUUUGAGUAUUCUUUAUUCAAAGAUGAAGACUCCUCAGCCAUGCACUCAACCCUCUCGACCUCAGGGCUCAUGUUAAAGGAUGAGUACCUAGAGGCAUCUGAAAAGCUUACCUCAACAACUACAGCUACAUUCAGUCUGACAAAAGUCUUUCCAAUCUUAGCUACUCCAGCCAAAGACAUUACAGAACAAGACUCAUCAUCAAGCCCUGAGAUGGACAAUGGUCAAACCUCGGAUAACUUUCAUAAACUUGAGGGCAUUGUUGAAACCAAAACCAUAACUUCUGCUGGAGCUUCAGAACCACCAUGUUCCCAGCUGUCCAAACCCGCUGAAACCAUAUCCACUUCAAGGGCUUUCUUUGAGGUUUCCCCAUUGCAAAGAGCUGAUUCUUCUGACAGAGAAUCCCAGGGCUCAGCGGCCAGCAAAGAGUCCUACACUUGCAAAAUGGAGGACAGUACUCUUCCAUGCCGCAUUGAAUGCCAGAAAUUUGCAGUGACAGAGCAAGAAGAACGCAUGCUGUCCAUGGRUGAGACAUACAUGGUCACUAUCAACUCCAGUACAACCACAACAGUGUCCCAAUCUGAUGGGGUGACAAAACCACAGCAGUCAACUGAAGCCUCUUCCAACAGGGCUACUGAGGUUAGCACAAGUCCCCAAGAAGUCCUAAGUGGAGCUAGCAAAGCCUCUUGUGCCACAACAGCAGACCUGCCUAAAAAAGAACAGAAAAAGGAGGAAAAAGAGACAAAGGAUGAGAAAGAUAAGAUGGUAAUGAAAGAGGAAGAAAUUAAGGAGAUCAAGGUAGAGACCCUAAAGGAGGACACCAAAAUGCCAGAGCAGAAGGAUAAGGAGGAGACAAAACAGAUGGAUGAGAAGAAAGAGGUGGCUGGAGAGAAGGAAAAGGUGGAGGAGGAGAAAGAGAAAGAGAAGGAGAGGAAGGAGGGAGAGAAAGAGAACGUAGAGGAUAAAAAAGCUGAGAAACAGGAAGAGAAGAUUGUCGAAAGGAGGAGUAGCUUAUCUGACUGGGAACUCCUACAAGGGCCGGGCGCAUGCCCAAGUGCCCCUCCUCCAGGCUAUGAAGACGAGGAGGAAGAAUAUGUUAAUAAAGAAUGUGUAUCCACAGGCGAGCCCACCCCUCUGUCCACAGCAGAACAUMCCCACCAUACAAAGGCAUCUGCAAAASCAGAUGGAGAAUCCAGUUGCCCCACUGACUUGCAUAUGGAGGCUACCUCCACCUCCCCCCCCGGCUAUUCCUCAUGUGAAUUCAAACACCGCAAAGGGGAGAUCUCCCCAUCCUUCAUUAACCCCAGUCCACACGCCCUCUCCAGCGAUGAUGGCGAAGAGGACAAAGGGAGCGACCCCUCUCAGGAGGGGGAUGAAGAUGACCGGGAGCAACACUCGGUCAAGAGGAGGUCUCACAAGCAGAAGCGACAGCACAUUCAAAGUGGAGCUGCUGGAGCUGGAGCGGGAUCGCACCCACUUUCCAUGCCUCCUGGUGGCAUGGCAACUGGACUUGGGAUAGUGCUAGCUGGAGAGGAGACGCCCCCCACAUCAGCAAGUGACUCGUUGGCGUCCCAGUCGGACUCGGACGUACCUCCCGAGACCGAGGAGUGCCCGUCGAUAACCGCAGAGGGAAACCUGGACUCUGAUGAAGAUGCAGAACACCUGCCGGUGGAUAAACUAUCUGCCUCCGCCACAGGAGGGGGCACCCAACCCCCUUCGCCKAGAUCAGCUGCGAAGGCCCAUGACCCCCCACCUGCCCCCAUGAAGGAUCCGCUCCCCCACCUGCCUCACCCUGAUGUGUGCAUGGUGGACCCAGAGGCCCUCGCUGACAACCAGAGCAGUACAGAGAAAAUGCUCAAGAAGGACCACAAAACCACCAAGAGCCUGCGGAAGGGCCUGGGCAAGCCUAAGUCUGCGUCCCCAGCCCGGAAGGGGAAGAGGUCUACCACCCCUGUGAAGCAGGCCUCCAAGGAUUCCUCGCCUCGAUCGGCCUCUCUGAGGAGGAGGGACACGGAAAGGAGCUCCAGGCUGACGUGGAUGCCCGAGGGCCUGGGAUCCAAGGGGGACCUACACGCUCCAGGGAAAGGCCUUGUGAAUGGCGUCAAGAGCAACUUGGGUACCAACUCCCAGAAAUCUAGUUCAGCCGUCCCCCCUGGUCCUCCAAUCUAUGUGGACCUGGCCUACGUGCCCAACCACUGCAGUGCUAAGAACGUGGACCAGGAGUUCUUCAAGCGGGUACGUGCUGCGUACUACGUGGUGAGCGGCAACGACSCAGCCGGUGGAGAGCCCAGUCGUGGGGUCCUGGAUUCCCUGCUCGAGGGAAAGGCCGCGUGGGGGUCCAAUCUACAGGUGACUCUGAUCCCUACUCAUGACACGGAGGUGACGCGGGACUGGUACCAACAGACACACGAAAAACAGCAGGACUUGAACAUUAUGGUCUUGGCCAGCAGCAGCACAGUGGUCAUGCAGGACGAGUCUUUCCCUGCCUGCAAGAUUGAGUUCUAAGUUCUGCACACCUCGCUAUUUUACCCUCCUCCCCUCAUCACUCCAUCUUUGGCAGGUAGAGAGAGGUCCUUUGCUACUCUCUAUCCUCACAAAGCCUUCUCUUCUGUCAGCUCCACAUUUUGCUCUCUCAUGGUGUAAGAUUCCAUUGCAUUUGCUGUAGUCCUCGGUUGGUGUACUGGCUUCCAACUGGUCAAUGUCACCUGAGAACAGCCACCUCUGUCAGGCAGAAACAUUGAUAUAGGGUCCAUGGUAGCUGUAAAAAGGUGUGAGGUGCAUUCAUUUCUAGCACGCUUUCUGUUUAAACAACAUACUUGCACGAUAAAACCACCUCUUUAUUUGAUCUUAUUAAAUUUUGCUUUCACAUAUAACCUCCCCAACACACACAUUUUGUGAUCAUCUGUGAUGAGGGUAAUUCURGAUAGUUAUUUCAAAGCUUUCCCAUCAUACCGCACCCAAAUCAACAUCUAAAUGGACAACACUUUCCAACUAAAAGUGCCAUCUUAACAAUGUCAACUCCCAGUCAAUGAAGACGGUGCAAAGUUGUCACAUUCAACAUGUGAAACCUAAACAGUCUUACUGAUCGUCUUAAACUCAGAGAAAUACCCAACAAAAUGAAAUACUAUUUAAAAAUUGCACAUCCAGAAGGGCCAAAGUAAGUGCCAAAACACUUUUGAGGUGUUUAACACUCUCCGAAAUAAGUCCAAAGCCGUUAAGAGGUGAACAGUUAGUUGAUCUCAAUUGUACGCAGACUACGCACAAUGUUGUAUGAUGGUAGUAUUUUUGUAAGUAUCUUAAGUUGAGGCUUUGUUUUCAAUAUGAGAUUUUACUCCUGUUUGGAGAUAUUACGUAAGAUGCAGCUUUCUAUUCUAUAGCGUUUGGCUURCUCAGUACUCUAACGACGUCAACUGAUGUUCCAACAAAAAAAGGACUAUACCACAUUGCUUGUUGUGAAGCUUUAGGAGGCGCCUGAAGGUGCCACUUUUAUUUAAAGAACUAGCUUUUAUGGGUUAUUUCCCUCAGUAGCUGGAGAUUGACGCUUGCAUUUAGCUCAGACUCCUUCCUUGAAGAAGUAGAGGGUUCUUGACCGUGUGUCUAGUCCUUGCAGUCUCCAAGUAUGGAGUACAAACGUGUUCUGAUACCUAAACGUUUGGCUGGGUGUACGCUAAAGUGAACGUCUUACUGUAGGUACRGGGCAAUGGGAUGGUAUUUCUAUAUUUACCAUAUUCCUGCUGGACGUAAUGGUUCUUUAUAAAUAUCUGAAGUCCUUAUCGUCGUCUUUGUUGGUUGUAUUAGAUGAAUACUCAAUUAAAAACAUACAGUAUAAACAUUAUAUAUUGAUAUAUGGAGAGAUUCUAUUAGAGGUAUGCUAUUUUGUGAUAACACAGCAGAGGAGGAUGUUAAAUGCAGUUUCAUUACAUUUGACGUUUUCUCCCGUUUAUUUAUAUUAUACUGUCUGUAUGAAACGAUUUAAUGAAGCGAUGGAAACUGCAGUGGCCUUCCAUGGAGAAUGUAGUAACAGAGUCUAGUCCGUCCUUGUGAGACUGGGUUGUGUGGAGGUUGUGUGGGUGUUAUUUUGCAAAAAUGACUGCGGUGGUAGGCGGUCGCUCUCAUGUGCCUUCUGGUUGUGGUAUAUUGGGCAAGAGAGAAGGAUUAGAGAGGAGUAUGAUAAGGGCUUCUCUUUCGUAGUAGCCAUUGUGGAGAGGUGAACUUGGAUCCAGGGAUAAGUCAAGAAACUGUGGAGAAAAUGCAACACGGACAAAUCGAUAGUUGUUGUCCAGGGAUAUCUAGUUAGCCUAAUAUCCAUAUGGAUGGAUGCUGUAUACGCACACAGUUGGUUGGUGAAAAGCUAAUUAGCCAGCUUAGCCAGCACAUUUAGAUUCAGUUACUUAUAUGCUGGUCAGCAUUUGUCACCUAUCUUAAAGUGUCACCCAGCAAAUGUAUCAAACAAUAACAUGAUCAAAGAGCAAGGUAUUGCACCAAGCAAGAAUGCACUUUCCUGAGGGGAGACYAGGGGUUUAGGAGUGGGGCUGCGGUUCUAGUGAGAGAAGCACAGAAAAUAUGAUUAUCAUUCUUUACCAUAAUGUGAACUAUGGUAGCGUUUGAUUUUUAGAACAAGUACCUAGCGAAAGUACUCCAUACUGUAUGUAAAUAAAAAAAUGAGUUGUUCUUCAGAAUGAUUUCUUAAUUGAAGAGGUAAAAAAAUAAAAAAAAUAACGCAGGUAGCAAUUUAUCUAGUUAAAAAAAAAAGAAGACUUUUCAACCCUAAGAUAAUAUUUAUCAGACGAGCAUGAAUGUGAUGUUGUUGAUUGUAGUGGGUAGAGAUGUGGCAAUGUGUACCACAGGUCAAGUAGAAUUAAGUUGUGUGUUGAAGUAUGUGCAUGAGUGGUACACACYGAGACAGGGUUGGGGUUUUGAAGAUACAUCAUAGUGUUUUUUUUAAUGCUGAGUUAGCCAGUGCGGUGUGUACUUUUGUUGGUUAAUCAGGAGGUGGAGCUUCUUAAAAUUGUCGCACUGUUCAUUGGCGCUCAUUACAAAUCUGAUUCGCAUUCAAUUCCAUAGAGCUUAGUCACAUUUUGAUUCAUGUUAUAUUGUUUUAUUACAUUUUGGGGAGUUUUUUUUUGGUAGUUGUAUUUAUCAAAUUCAUUUACAGUUAUGUAUACAGUACAUGAUCAGUAUUCGAUUUUUUUUAUUUUUCAAUAUCAGUUACAGUAAAUGUAGGACUAACACAAUUAUGAAUGUCUCUUUUGUUUACAUUUCUUAGAUUGUAUUWUCCAAAAGAUGACUGAACAUUUAUUUUAUAAUAAGCGUCCGAUUGUCAUAGAUUUUUUUUGCUUAGUGAUUCURAAAAUGUAAUGUGUUUCUAUUUAGAACUGCUGCGUUGUGUGUUUGGGGCUCCUGAGUUGAGGCCAGAGAGAGUGGACUGGGUUGGACAGACUGGUAUUGCUGGAGAUACUGUCUCUGACUCAGUCUGCUGCAGAAUCCAAGACUGCAGACAUCGACCUGCAAGGGGAACAUUCUCUCCCUCUAUUGGACUCAGAACCUAAACAGAGUCUCCUCUUAGGCUGAAACCAUUAACCCACAGUCUGCAGCCAUCUUGCGCUAGCCUGGGAAGGAUGCCARCCUUGUCCUUUUGUUGAACUUAUUKAAAUGUGUUGAGAAUACUGUAUUGUAAGCUGAUAUAACAGUAUGCAGGAGAGCCUCCCCCCCAGGUCUGUUCUUAGACCGGCAGCAGAGCUAGCCAGACUCACCCAGCURCGAGUGAAUGUUUCCUUUCAGUAUUAUUAAGAUACUCAAUGUGUAAGCUACAGAUUUAUUAUGCACUGCGAUAGCGUCGAUAUGCAUGUCAUGUUGAAUACUGUUUAGAGUCACCUAGGUUAGAGAGGGAGGGCAUGUAUGAAUCAGAUGUAUCAAUACUUUGAUCAAGCAAUCAGCCCAGCCGGCAAAAUUAGGCAGUAUAACGUGAUAUUUAGUUCUUAACUGUUUUUUUUCUGGUCAAGAAUACAUCAUAAGCAGAAAAUAAUUUCAUAUUCUAGAUGUUUUCUGGUCAGAUUACAACCAGAUAAAGACAUAUUUGUCCYGAUGCUAAAUUACAUACCCCAGGAUAAAAGGGGCCACACUAAGCCUAUGAGAGGUUGUCAGUGAAGGUACAAAUAUAUGGCCUUGGAUAUUUUACAAUAUGUUGCAAGUGUUUCUAACCGAAUUUAUCAAAUUAUAGGGCGGUGUACAGACCUAGUACUGUGUGGGUGAGGGAAAUCUGAACCAGGGUCAAGAUGCGCUGCUUAACGUAUAUAUUGUAUGGGUUUUCUUAUUUAUGGGUUGCACCUAUUUUACUCGGUCGCGUCGUUGCAAUUAUUCUCAAUGUUCUACAAAUGCCGCAGUUUAUUGAUGUCCGACUGAUGCUUAGUCUAUCUGAACGGGGGCUAAUGAUUUACGUCAAAAUUACACUAUAGUUGCUUGGAAAUACGAUGACAUUGCUAGAGUAAACAAAUAAUUAUUAGAAAACACCUUUGCCAGCAUUAUGUCGUCUAGUUUACUUUAGAGAGAUGGCAAUGUUGCGAUGAGCUAGCAAAGUUAGUCAGAGAUAGCUAGCAAUACUAACGUUAGCUAGCAAAAAUGUCAGUGCUCUCCCCUCAAUCCUAAUUUCGCUAUAGUUAUACUGCAUCUGAAGUCAAUCUGGCGACAUCACAAUGAUGACAAAAGCUUGUCCUACUCAUUAUUUGCCUCCUUUUGAAAUGUCAUCGUGUUUUCAAGCCACAGUAAUGCARUUAAGACUAAAUCUUCAUCGGUACCUAUUGAGACUGUAUUGAGUGGAAUUCUCAGCUGGGCAUCAGUCCUAAAACGUACGUUCAAAACAAUAUGGUAACGAAACGUGCAAUACAUGAAUAUUCAAUGCUGCUGGAUUAAAAAAAAACGAACAAACAUACAUACAAUUGUACACAAAUAUAUCCGAAAUCAGUGGAGGAUAGCCUAAGGAAGUGACGGACUACUGUAUUCAGAUUUAAUUUCUAGAACAAAAAUUGAACUCAAAAUGGAUCUCUCGUUUUAUCCAUAUUGCAGUGGCUGUUGUUUAAUUUUCAGUUAUGUCCAAUACUUACAGAAACACACAAUAACACAGAAAAAGUACCAACUGCAGCUGCAGCUUUUUCUUUMCCUGAAUAUGACUUGAAAACAUUGAAACAAUUUUUWAAAAAGUUAAAUGAAUGAUACAUGUACAUUCAUGUGCGGUACACAAAUAUGUAUAUACACCUUAAAACAAAAUCAAAAUAGACAUGUUAUGAAACAUAUGAUCCUUCUUGUUAUACAUUUACAUGUUAGAGGAUUUMAAUCAAGCGUAUCAAAAUCCUAGGCAUUGAACAAAGAAACAGUCAAUGCUGACUACUGUAAGUACAGAUGAAAAAUAACAAAUAUAUUUCAGUUCAAUCUCUCAUUAUGAAAAAAUGAAGUCAUUUGAACACAAGUUCUCUAUCAUUCUCCCAUCUUAUCUCUGCAUGUGAUCUAUUUAGUUAUUAUCCUGAAUGUAAUAAUUUAUUAACAUGGAAAUAAAACAAGAAAUGCUCUCUUAAAACCGUAUAUCUGAAACAGGCGAUUGUUUAACUGGUACUGGGAUGGCAUAUAGUAUUACUGGGCUGUGCUUUACUGUUUUGCCCUAAGAUGUUGUUAUUAUAAGAAAACGCUGUACUACUGUAGUUUUUCUGUUUUUGCCGCUGUAUUAAUCAUAGUUCUGUUACUAUCUUCAGUGCAAUAUUCUCUCUCUCUCUCGCGCUCUCUCGCUCUUUAAAUCUAAAAUGCAAAGCUAGAACUACUGCAGAUUCAUUGUAAAAGGGAAACAGCCUGGUGAUGACAAAUAAAAAUACAUUUAUUGAAAUCAGA
Molecule: messenger RNA, 15510 nt
Organism: Salvelinus sp. IW2-2015
Lineage: Eukaryota; Metazoa; Chordata; Actinopteri; Salmoniformes; Salmonidae
Source: RefSeq, a predicted model, not a curated record